This is a messenger RNA of Bufo gargarizans (Asiatic toad), 2417 nucleotides long. RefSeq names its product inhibitor of DNA binding 4, HLH protein (gene ID4). The record is from RefSeq and is a predicted model, not a curated record. Gene Ontology annotation, biological process: cell differentiation; negative regulation of transcription by RNA polymerase II; circadian regulation of gene expression. The coding region runs from base 263 to 661 and encodes 132 amino acids. Gene Ontology annotation, molecular function: protein dimerization activity; transcription regulator activity. Gene Ontology annotation, cellular component: nucleus; cytoplasm. Lineage: Eukaryota; Metazoa; Chordata; Amphibia; Anura; Bufonidae. The transcript is spliced from 3 exons.
GAGCACAGAGGCUGCAGAGUAGGGAGCCGUGAGUGACUGGCUGACUGGAGACACUGCUAUCUUCUCCUGUGUACAUCCUUCUGUCACCUAAACCCAGUCCUUGUUAUCUAGUCUAGCCUGAUACCAGCUCUGUACUAUUAAGGACCUAAGGCGAUCCUGUGUAAUAUAGGUGUACGCCUCCUUGCAUUGGAUAUAAUAUUUGCAUGCUGUGUAUUUGCAGCUCUUCACUGUCUUAGUAGAUAAUACCUGGUCGCUGCCUGCAAUGAAAGCUGUGAGCCCUGUGCGUCCCCACAGUCGGAGAACCCCAUUGACGGAGGGGGUGUGUGGGGAGCUGGCACUGCACUGCCUCUCUGAACACAGCCUUGGUGUAGCUCAUUACAAGAUGGAAGAAGAGGAGUCCUUGUGUCUGCAAUAUGACAUGAAUGACUGUUACAGUCGCCUCAAGAGGCUGGUACCCAGCAUCCCCCAGAACAAGAAAGUGAGCAAAGUGGAGAUCCUUCAGCAUGUUAUAGACUACAUUCUGGACCUGCAGCUGGCACUGGACACACACCCUGCACUGCUUAGGCAGCAGGCACCUGCCAGGACCCCUCUGACAGACCUCAAUAAAGACCCGGCUGCAUCAGUGAUGAACAAGGAAGGGGACAGUAUACUGUGUCGCUAGUGUGCCUAGAAGGUGUGCAGCAGGCAAAUCCAGAGCCAGGAGGAGCACAGAGAAAGAGAGAGACAAAUUAGAGAAUAAGGGAGGGGAAUGAAAAACAGUCACCAGACAAAAGAGGGGAAAAAACAUCCUUCACUUCGCUUUUCCACACUACACGGAGAAUCUAAUCCUUCACCAUGCGUCCACCUUGUAUCAUCAGACAUGCACUGUGGAAGUCCCUGACCUGAUGGCAUAGGGGGCUUCGCCUAGAGAGAAUUACACUAUCAAAUGAAGAACUGAAUAUGAAGCUUUACUAAUAUACCAGAGUAUUGUAGAUAUUUUGUCUUUACAUCUAUUGUUUAAAAUAGAUGAUUUUAUCUCUCCGGGGAAUUUUCUUCUCCCUGCAGGAAUGUUACAUAUUGUAUAGAAGAGAACAUGAGUGACAUUUCAUACUGUAUAUAUAGAGAUGUUCUAUAAGUGGAAGUGAUACAAAAGUAUAUGCUUUAAUAGACUACUGUAAUUAUGAAGUAUUUUUAAUUAAAUAUUUUGUGUAAAUAUGAAUGUGUCUUUUUUCGUUUCGUCCCAGGGGAAUUGGAUUUUUUUUUCUGUUGCGAGACAAAAAAAAAUAAAAUAAUAAUAUUAACUGAAGAGACAUGAAAAGAUGAACUUGUAACUUCCCACCAACUUGAAUGGGACGAUAAAUGACUUGCUUGAUGGCAUGGAAUGUGUUCCUUGCUUCAAUCCUGAAUGCAGUAACCCAAUAUUGUAUUCAUUCCCUAUUUGGCCCAACAUGGAGUGUAUAGGGAAUUCUUAGAUCACCUUUGCACUCAGUUACAGUCAAUGAUUUUAAAGGGUGGGAGAAAUGUUGAAAGCUCGUAUUUUCAUGUCUUUCUGAAAUGUGCUGUUCACUGCAUAUAGCUUGUUUAAAGUGAUUUUUUUCUUCUUCUAAUUAAUAUAUUGUCAGUGUUACAAAAGGACUCCAAUGAUUACUGAAAUGUGUUAUCUGGUUAGUAAACACUGGGUUGUCUCAUUUUCUAAGCCCCUUGAUCUCCACUUUCCAAGAUAUAAUGGAUUAUGUGCAACACGCUGUCAUUAUAUACAUGUCAAAAAAUUAGUAUUACAUCAUAUUUGGGUCCCUGCAAUUAAACCGACACCAUAAAUAGUACUCUUUUAUGGGAAGUCGCAUUAGAUUAAAAUGACUAUAUAUGUACACGUUCCAAUGUGUGGAAUUUGGCAUUGACAUUGGUACACACGGUGUAAAUUGACUAAAAUCGGACUCCUUGCUACACAUAAUCCCAUUAGUCUCUAAGGCAGAUUCUACUUCCUCGUUCAUUCCUUGGUUUGCAUGUAUUCAAUUAUCUUAUGAAUAUGGCCAAUUAUGGUCAUUUAGUCCCACUCGGCUCCAUUUUCACAGAAGCAGGCUCUGUUUUUAAUUCAGUGUUGGGGUUAAAUCCUAAUUUCAGAUUCGUAUUCCACAUACAUAUUGGUGCUAUUCUAUUUCCUACUGAGGGGUUUUAAAAAGGCUAAAGGCAUUUAUUUCCCUUCCUUUGUGUCCUUUUCUCAGUGGACCCAUGUGCUAGGUAAGCAGACAGUUGAUUGCUUGCAACCAAAGGAAACCUUACUGUAUUCUAUAUCACUGUAUCUAUACUGAUUUCAGCUGAUGGAGGGAGACAAGCAGCGACCUUUAAUACCAGUAAUGUGCUUAGUUUUCCUGCAGUUUCUACUGUAAUCUCAUAUGUAUUUUUACACAUGAGUAUUAAAACUACAUUUUUUACAUGUC